Molecule: messenger RNA, 1252 nt
Organism: Dryobates pubescens (Downy woodpecker)
Lineage: Eukaryota; Metazoa; Chordata; Aves; Piciformes; Picidae
Gene: DBNDD1
Product: dysbindin domain containing 1
Exons: 5
Coding region: 217-783 (188 amino acids)
Biological process (GO): negative regulation of protein kinase activity
Cellular component (GO): cytoplasm
Source: RefSeq, a predicted model, not a curated record
GCCGCGGUGGACAGGACCGUGCGGGCUGCGGGCUGGCACCGGGCCCGCCCCGCCCAGCACCGGCACAAGCACCGGCUCCAGCACCGGCAACAGCCCCAGCAUCGGCACCGGCCCAUGGAGGCUCCGGGAGCGGCAGGCAGACGGUGAGCCCAGGCCGGAGCAGGGCGGCGUGGCUGGCGGUGUGGCCGGUGGCGUGGCCGGUGUCACGGCGUGACCAUGCAGGCGGAGGCCAGAGGGGAUUUUGGUGGCCGGGACCAGCGCCCUGAGCUCGGCAAGGAGACACUGGCCACGGAGCGCCCAGUGGGGACCCCCACCCACAGGCCAGCCCCGGAGCCCCCUGGAACCCCCGCCGAGGAGCAGGGCAAUGUCCCCAUCCCCAGUGCUGGCCUUCUUCAGGUCACUGAGCGCAGACGUGCCCCUGAGCACAGAGGUGCCCACCCCACUGCCAGCCUUUGGCUGGGGUGCCACUGUGUGCCCACAGAGCCCCUGAGCAGCGUCUCCUCGCUGGAGGUUCACUUUGACCUGCUGGACCUGACUGAGCUGACCGACAUGUCAGACCAGGAGCUGGCAGAGGUCUUUGCCGACUCCGACGAGGAGAACGCAACCGGAGAGUCGCCCAGUGGGCUGCAGGCACCAGCUGUGCCUCGGGCUGGGUACCUGCGGUCACCCUCCUGGACCCGAGCGCGGGAGCAGAACCGGGACAAGAAACACCUCAGUGACACGGAGCUGCCACCGGCACCACCGGACGCCUUCCUGCCUGCCGAGCGGCCACGGGAGCCCUGAGGCCAGCCCCGGGACCGGGGGAUGGAUGUGGGGACACGCCAGGGGACAGACACCAGGACACACCAGUGGAAGGAGACCGGGAGGAUGGACACCGGGACAUACCGGGGGAUGGACGUGGGGACAUGCCAGAGAAUGGACACUGGGACGUGCUGGGGGACGGACAUGGGGACAUGCCAGUGUCCCAGCACUGCUGCAGCCCGUCUCAGCCACUCUGCCCACAGGUGCCAGGACACAGACUGGUGCCACCAGCCCAAGGUCACUGGGAACCAACCUCAAGCAGCAGCCCCCAGCCCCAUGAUGGUGGGAGGCAUAGGACUGGCCAAACCCAGUGGCCCAGUGCCCACUGGGCUAUGGGGAAGGGGCAACCAGCCCCACCCUGUCAGGACCUGGGGUUGCCCGUAGCUACUGGGAGCAUGGCUGGUGCCUGCCUGGUGCCCAUGUAGCAGCUCUGUGUUCCGGUAAAACUGAC